AUGGCCUGCAGCAAUCACGAAAAUGUUUCUGGAUUUAUCAUCCAAGGGUUCUCUGAUAUUCCUAAAUUUCGAAUCUCUUUUUUUGUGCUAUUUCUUGGAAUUUAUCUCAUCAUCCUGCUGGGAAAUCUCAUCGUAUUCUUAGUCAUUUCAUACAGUCCUCACUUACACACCCCCAUGUACAUAUUCUUGCAGAACCUUUCAAUCAUUGACCUUUCUUCUACUUCAAAUAUUUUACCUAAUUUGCUACAUAUUCUUCUCACACAACAAAAUAGCAUUUCAUUCUUGGGGUGUAUGACUCAAAUGUUGUAUUUUGUAUUCUUGGCUAACAGUGAAUACUUUCUCCUGACGGCCAUGGCAUAUGAUCGAUAUGUUGCCAUCUGUGAUCCCCUUCAUUACAUUGCCAGAACGAGCAGGAGACAUUGUGCUUGGCUUAUAACUGCCGCAUUCACUGUUGGUUUUGGUGGAGCAGUCAGCCUUAUGGUACUUAUAUCUAAACUAUCAUAUUGUGCUUCCCAUCUUAUUAACCAUUUUUUCUGUGAUAUCAUACCAUUGCUAAAACUUUCCUGCAGCAGCACUUUUUAUGUGGAACUUUUAAUUUACUUUGAAGGGAUAUUGCUGGGUUUCAAUUCCUUCUUUCUUACUCUGACCUCAUACAUAUUUAUCAUCUCUGCUAUCUUGAAAAUCCAAUCCUCAGAGGGGCGACAAAAGGCAUUUUCUACCUGUGCUUCUCACCUGACCUGUGUCAUAACACUUUAUGGCACAGUAAUUUGCUUGUAUAUGAGACCUGCUGCAAGUUAUUCCAUAAAAAGGGACAAGUUCUUUUCAUUGCUGUACAUUCUCCUGGGUCCUGUGCUAAAUCCUCUUAUUUAUACAUUGAAAAAUAAAGAAUUUCAUUAUUCCCUUAAUAAAAUAAGGCAGAGAUAUUUAUCUUUUUUUUAG
Molecule: messenger RNA, 939 nt
Organism: Xenopus laevis (African clawed frog)
Lineage: Eukaryota; Metazoa; Chordata; Amphibia; Anura; Pipidae
Product: olfactory receptor 8D1-like
Exons: 1
Coding region: 1-939 (312 amino acids)
Source: RefSeq, a predicted model, not a curated record